AUGGCACGCUCAAGUUACGCAUUGGCUGCGGCAGCCGUCCUGUUCGUCCUACCUUUCUGCCACGGUCGAGGCACGAAUGAUCAGGUCAAUAAUCCAAACAUCCCUUAUGGUUCAUUCAACAACCCUUCCACCUAUGUCCGGCCCAAAUGGCGUUACUGGAUUCCUGAUGCGUCCGUUGACCCAGCGGGCGUAGCGAACGACGUUGCCGAGGCCGCCGCCCAAGGAGCUGGCGGUAUGGAGCUGUUUGGGUAUUAUUUAUACGGCGGUACCAAUCCAGCAUAUCCCGCAUAUGUCCCAACGGAUUGGGCGGUGUAUGGAUGGGGCACAGAUGUGUGGAAGACCAACAUCCAGGACACAGCAGUCCAGGCAGUCAAUGCUAACAACAUGAUUAUUGAUUUCGCUCUUGGGGUCGGGUUCGGUGGCGCUGGUGUACCCAGUCAAUACGAUGACGUGAAUCUAGAACGUGACAUUCAACCUUUCUAUGUCAAUGUACCCGUCGGUGGCAGCUUUAACGGCACGCUACCUGGCUGGGGCACCGGUCCAUUGAUCUCUGCAUCCACGGGGCUAGUCAUUUCUGGAGGUGUCGGUAACGCAGCUUCAGUCUUGUCGACGUCCUCGUUGACCGAAGUCACCCAUCAAGUCAACGCGCAAGGCCAGAUUUCCUUGUCCUUUCCCAACGCUACCGGAACACACUACAUCCUGGCUGCCUUUUAUCUGAUCUUCACUCAUCAGCGUGAACAAGUUGGUCCGCUGGACAUCAACUCAAACACUUUCCCCGCCAAGGCUGGCGUGCCACAAUCGCAACCGGCGUCUUUCCGGAACAACGGAUCUAAUGUCUGGGAUCACUUUACCGUCGGAGGUGCGCAGGUUGCCAUCAACUACUGGAACAAGUAUCUCUUCACCGGGACAACUGGGAAGCUUCUAAAGAAAGUCGGCAACUACGUCUGGGAAGAUUCCAUCGAAUUCUUCCCAAGAUAUGCGUGGUGGACUACAGAACUUCCCAAGGUUUUCCAGCAGGAACACGGCUACUCCAUCAACAAGUAUCUUCCAAUCAUCGUCCGAGGACGAGUCGGCUUCGUGAACAGUGUCACGGUUCCACUCUACAGCACAGAUCAAGCUGACGCUGGUUUGAGUCACCUCGAAGACUACAGGCAAACGGUAUUGCAUAUAGUCCAGUAUCCAAUUCAGUGCGGUUACUGA
Molecule: messenger RNA, 1200 nt
Organism: Penicillium daleae
Lineage: Eukaryota; Fungi; Ascomycota; Eurotiomycetes; Eurotiales; Aspergillaceae
Exons: 4
Coding region: 1-1200 (399 amino acids)
Source: RefSeq, a predicted model, not a curated record